Molecule: messenger RNA, 555 nt
Organism: Chara braunii
Lineage: Eukaryota; Viridiplantae; Streptophyta; Charophyceae; Charales; Characeae
Source: the annotation of a GenBank genome assembly
CGUUAUCCAGUUGUGGAAGACAUCGAUAAAAUAGAGGAAGAGGCGAGAGGAGUCUGAGGUCGAGUAGCAGCAGGAGUGUGAGGAGGAGGAGGAGGGCGAAAAGAAGAGGGAGAAGAGGGAGGAGGAAGAGGAGGAGAAGACGAAGGAGGAGGAGGAGGAGCACUCAAAGUUCUGAGCGACGUGCAAAGAUGGAGUCGUUCUCCUUUCACCAAUCGGGGGCUUAUCGAACGGCAGCGAUUCUUCUCUCACUUGUUCUCGCUGUGGAUGCUAUCGCUCGUGCGAGCUAUGCCGCUCAGUCCUCUCCUCAUCGACAUCGCCAAAGUGAAAGUGUGGCAGGGCGAAGAUGGGGGGGUGCCUUCAUGGAAUAUGCUCAUGGCCAUGUCGAUGCUCGAAUGGACCAGGAGAGGAUUGUCGGCGGAGGAAAGGCCAACCGGACUGCAUUCCCCUACAUCGUUCUGAUAACGAUCUUGAAAGACAACGACGAGUUCUUUUGCGGCGGUACUCUCAUCGAUAGACAGUAUGUUGUCACUGCCGGUACGUUCACUGAAACUGCCG